UUGUUCUUGUAUACGCCCUUGACAUCUAUUUCUAUUAUACAUAGCACUUGCUAAACGAGAAAUGUUUGUUUUCGUUGUAAUUUUCGCGAAGUACGUUCUCAGUUAAAUGUAUAAUCUCAAAUGGCUUCUCCGCAAAGAUUGGCAGUUAAAUUGUGUAACGUAUCGCCUCGUGUGUUGCAAACCGUGGAAAGAAGACAAUUUUUGUGUCCAAUAACACCAGUCAAGGAUACUUGCAAACAAAAUACUAAAAAUAAGGAACAACUAUCCCCUUUUAAUAUCGAUACUCCGAACAGGAGGAAAAUAUUAAAAGAUGGUCUUCCAAAGAAACACGGCACAGUGCUUGGAAGCGGCGGAUUUGGUAUCGUAUAUAAAGCUUCUUAUAAAGGAGAUCAAGUGGCAGCUAAAGUAAUGGAAACGAAAAAAUGCAUCAGUGCAUUAAAUUCUGAGAAACAUGCCUCUUUCUUAAGGCAUUCCAACAUAGUAAAAAUCUUAAUGAUAGAGGAAGGUGCUUCGUUAUCUUUAAUAACAAUGGAAUUAUGUGGUACCACUUUGCAAGAUCAUCUGGACAAAGCAGCAUUAGUUAAAAACAAAAUAGUUCGCAUAUUACGGGAUAUAACCUGUGCAUUGCAAUUUUGUCACAAUGCAGGCAUAGUGCAUGCUGAUGUUAAACCUAAAAACAUUCUAAUGUCCGCGGAUGGCCAAGCAAAGCUUACCGAUUUCGGUAGUUCUGUACUAAUAGCGGAACCAAACGAGCCUUCUGAGUUUCAUGGUACACCAGGGUAUGUAGCUCCAGAAGUAUUAAAAGGGAACAAACCAACUCCUGCAGCAGACAUUUAUUCUUUAGGUAUCGUAGCCUGGCAAAUGAUAUCUAGAAAAUUACCAUUUGCUGGAUUACAUAGUCAUACGAUUAUCUACCUUUCCGCGAAAGGGAAUCGUCCGAGGGACGACGAUAUUAACGAUAACUUUAAUGGUAUUUAUAAAACAUUGUACAGAAAAAUGUGGUCACAAUAUGUUAUGGAUAGGCCCGCUACAAACGAAGUGAUCAGUAAUAUUGAUAGGUUGAUCGUACAAUAA
Molecule: messenger RNA, 1074 nt
Organism: Colletes gigas
Lineage: Eukaryota; Metazoa; Arthropoda; Insecta; Hymenoptera; Colletidae
Gene: c-mos
Product: serine/threonine-protein kinase mos
Exons: 4
Coding region: 121-1074 (317 amino acids)
Biological process (GO): protein phosphorylation
Molecular function (GO): protein kinase activity; ATP binding
Source: RefSeq, a predicted model, not a curated record